CCCCAGCCAUCGCCCGGGCUGAGCCGGACGACGAGCCUGGCCCCAAGGUGGACGGGGCGGACGAUGAAAGCUCAUGGAGCUUGGAGAGUGUGUGUGAGACCGACCUCGCUGAGAGCAACCUUGCUGAAAGUGAUAGAGCAAUGCACGACGAUGUCGUGGAGGCCGGUGGGAGUGAGAAGACCGAGGAGGAGGCCCGGGCUGGGGAAGAUGAGGACGAGGCGGCCCCAGUACCUGAGGUGGAGGAGGAGGAGGAGGCGGGCCGGCCCCGUGGAAAUGGCCAGGAGGAGUCCCCAGCCAUCGCCCGGGCUGAGCCGGACGACGAGCCUGGCCCCAAGGUGGACGGGGCGGACGAUGAAAGCUCAUGUAUCGUGGAGAGCUGUGUGUGAGACCGACCUCGCUGAGAGCAACCUUGCUGAAAGUGAUAGAGACUCGGUGGCGGAGAGCACCGACUGCCGCCAGGAUGAGGAGGCUGCAGCAAUGCACGACGAUGUCGUGGAGGCCGGUGGGAGUGAGAAGACCGAGGAGGAGGCCCGGGCUGGGGAAGAUGAGGACGAGGCGGCCCCAGUACCUGAGGUGGAGGAGGAGGAGGAGGCGGGCCGGCCCCGUGGAAAUGGCCAGCAGGAGUCCCCAGCCAUCGCCCGGGCUGAGCCGGACGACGAGCCUGGCCCCAAGGUGGACGGGGCGGACGAUGAAAGCUCAUGGAGCUUGGAGAGUGUGUGUGAGACCGACCUCGCUGAGAGCAACCUUGCCUGA
Phacochoerus africanus (Common warthog) is the source of this 753-nucleotide messenger RNA. RefSeq lists its product as uncharacterized. The record is from RefSeq and is a predicted model, not a curated record. Bases 64 to 753 code for a protein of 229 amino acids. NCBI's taxonomy places the organism in Eukaryota, Metazoa, Chordata, Mammalia, Artiodactyla, Suidae. The transcript is spliced from 10 exons.